Messenger RNA from Arabis nemorensis, 804 nucleotides. NCBI's taxonomy places the organism in Eukaryota, Viridiplantae, Streptophyta, Magnoliopsida, Brassicales, Brassicaceae. The record is from the annotation of a GenBank genome assembly.
AUGAGGAUUUAUGUGAUUUUCCUGGUGCUUUUCUUGUUCUCCUCCGCGUUUUCCGACGAGACUUCCGAUUCGUACCUGUUGCCGAGGCCGUUGGUUCUCGAGUACUCGUCGGAAAUCGUGACCCGGCCCAAGAAAGCCGAUGAGGAAGAGGUCAAUUUGCAUUGCACGAGCUGGAGAUUCGCGGCGGAGACCAACAAUCUCGCGCCGUGGAAAACAAUUCCGGUGGAAUGCGCCGAUUACGUCAAGGACUACGUGUUGGGUAAAGGUUACGUCACCGAUCUGGAGAGAGUCUCUGAGGAGGCUUCCGUCUUCGCAAGCAGCGUCGAAUUCUCCGGCGAUGGUAAAGAUAUUUGGAUUUUCGAUAUCGAUGAAACUCUCUUGUCCAAUCUUCCCUAUUACAUUGACCAUGGCUUUGGGCUUGAGCUUUUUGAUCACUCUGAAUUCGAUAAGUGGGUAGAGAAAGGUGUGGCACCAGCGAUAGCACCAAGCUUGAAGCUUUACCAAAGAGUUAUAGAUUUGGGGUAUAAAGUUUUCUUGCUUACAGGGAGGAAAGAGAGCCACAGGCUUAUCACUGUUGAAAACCUUAUCAAUGCUGGUUUCCAGAAUUGGGACAAGCUUAUUCUCAGAUCUGCGCACGAACAGCACAAAAUGGCGACGCUAUACAAAUCUGAGAAGAGGGAUGAGAUGGUGAAAGAGGGAUAUAGAAUUAGAGGCAAUUCAGGUGAUCAGUGGAGUGAUUUGUUGGGUUCCUCCAUGUCUCAACGAUCCUUCAAACUUGCAAAUCCAAUGUAUUAUAUCCCCUGA